AUGAAGUUGGUGUUCAUAUAUUUAGUGGGAUUAUCUUUGAGACUACUAGUUGCAGCUACUGUUAAUGUGGAAAGUGUCAAAGUGUGUUUUACACAUAUGAACAGCAUAGGAGGAUACCCUAAAGAAGGUUCUUACGAAAUGGUCAAAUUGAUCUUGGACCAAAAUUGCACACAUAUCAUAGGAAACCUAAUCCUUACUGGUCUUUACCGGAAAGCUGAUGGAUCUGAUCCGGACUUGAGUUUUUUGAAAUCAAUUCAAGAAAUAUCUGGUUACUUGAUUAUAAUGCAUUCAAAUGUAAAUAAUAUACCGUUGUCUAAUUUACGAGUUAUACGAGCAAAUAAUGGAGGCUAUAAAAUACGCGAUGAAUUAGAUUUUGCAGCUCUAAUAAUCCGAAAGAAUUAUAAAGAUGGAGAAACUCUGAAACACGUUGAUUUACAUAACUUGAAAUCUAUAGUUCGUGGUAGCGUUUAUAUAUACGAUAAUCCUGGACUUCAGUAUUUGCCGGACAGUAUCCACUGGACUGAAUUAUUUGAAAGUGUUGGAGAACAGAACUUUUACAGUCAUAAGUUGAUUCAAACAAACAGUUAUGGAGACAAAAAUAUCACUAUUGAUCUACAUCUAUAUGAACACAAUCCAUAUGACAUUGAACCAGAGCCAGUAUCAGCUAAUGUGAAGUCAUCCUGCUCCAAACUUUGCCCAAAGAUAAACAACAACACAUAUUGUUGGGGCCCAUCUCUGUCAGACUGUCAACACCAAUCUAAAUGUCAAAAUUUAUUAUGUAAUCGGUGUUUAAGAAUACGAAAUUCAUAUUCAUGCUGUCACGAACAAUGUCUAGGAGGGUGUACUGGACCUUUAGCUUCACAAUGUGUGAGUUGUAAAGAAUAUUAUAAUUCUGGCACAUGUGUUGCACACUGUCCAUCUAGAACAAUAAUUCAUGAAGGCAAGUUAAUUUCGAAUCCUGAGUUCAAGUACCGCUUGGGAAAUCUAUGCUUAUCGGUUUGUCCAGAUGGAUUCAUGGUUGAAGGUGAUGUAUGUGUGACUCAUUGCUCUACAGGUAGUAUGAGUACAGAUGGACGUGUAUGUCUUCCAUGUCAAGAUAAAUGUCCAAAAUCCUGUAAAAUCACUGAUAAGGAAACGAAAAAUGGACGUAAAAUGAGUAAUUUUGAUUUAAGAAAUUUAAAUCAAUUAGUUAACUGUACUAUACUAGAAGGUAAUUUGAUCCUAACAAAAGAAUCAUUUAAUCCAAGUUCUGAUCUAACCGAUCAUAUCCCAAUCACAGAUCAUCGUCAAUUAUGGGCUUUACAUUCAUUAAGAGAAAUAACUGGUUAUAUAUAUUUAGAUUUGGAAUUACUUGGAGAUAGUCUGAGAAAUCUUAGUUUUCUUGAAAAUCUUGUGAAAGUCAGUGGUUAUCUACCUUCUGCACGAGUGAGUAUAAUGAUUAUAAACAGUAAGGCUCAUUUUCCUGGAUUAAGAAGCCUUCGACAGGUUCCACAUGGAAGAGUUAUAUUCCAUCAAAACCCCAACUUGUGUUAUUUAUCCUCACUGCCUUGGACUAAUUCAGCACACUCAAGUAUCUUUAGCACACUGAAUCAAACAAAUUCGAUGGAAAUUACUGUUAUUGAUGGUCCAAGUGACAACUAUUGUGAAUCUCUUAACUACGUGUGUCAUCCUGCAUGCAAGAAGGAGUAUGGAUGCUGGGGACCAGGACCAGAUCAGUGUGUUCGCUGCUCAUAUCGUAGAGCGGGAUUAUAUACAUGCGUUCAAUCAUGUAGUAACUUAACAGGAUAUAUGUCUGAACAAUGGGAAAAACAACUCCAAAUGUCUAACAAGAAGAAUGACUAUUUUGGCAAUUCUCUGACUAAAAAUUUUCACCUAAAUUACCAUACAGCAGAAACUGAGUAUGUUUGUGUCCCGUGUCAUCCAGAGUGCGGCAAAUCCUGUACAGGACCUGGUGCUCAUGAGUGUAUUGGAUCAUGUAAAACAGCUUGGUCAGAAGGUCGGUGUGUUUCAGAAUGUCAUUCAAACACUUAUCUAAAUAUAGACAGAAGAAUUUGUGAGCCAUGUCAGACACAUUGUCAUCAACGUCAGUUAACAAAACAGCCGGUAUGCACUGGUCCUGGUCGUCAUCCAGGAAAAGGAGGGUGUAAUAAAUGCGAGAAAUUUGUUGUACAGUCACAUUUCAAUCAGAUGAAUACGGAAAUAUCAGGUUAGUUUAAUUUAUACUAGAUAGUUUUUUUACCUAAUAUUUCUGAACAAUAUGCAUCAGAAUUAAUGAUAUUUGGUCCGUUAACUGAACAUUCAUCCCAAUAGCUUUUAGAGCGUUUGGGCCUAUGUCAUGAACCAAUACUGGUUGAUAACCAUUUGAAAGAAUAACAUGUGAUACCGAAUCUUAGUUAUAUUUCUCCUAAUCCACUGAUUUAACUUAAGACUGUUUCAAGCACUAUCUGAAGCAGCAUCUGAAGAUAAGAUUUAUUAAAUUCGAACCGUAAUCAUACCAUAGAUUAUGCUUUUCUGUUCACAGGAAUGAGAAUUUAAUAUGCUAAUUGCUAAACCACUCGAAAAGAUUAGUACUUUUGUGGUGUGUGCUAUUGAUGUUGAUAGAUAUAAGUAGUAUGUAUCAUCAGUCGAAAGUGAAGUACCUGGCAGCAAAAGAUUAAGAAAACCGAUGAAAAGAGGACAAGAACAUUGAAAGAUGGCUGUUAAAAAUCAAGAAACAGUAAAGUUUGAGAUGAUUUAUUGACAUUUUGCAAAUUAAGUAUUUACUGUAUGGUUUUCAGAUUUUACUAAGAUGUUCUGUAAUUCGAUUGUCUCCCCUUAUGUUCCCAUUCACUACACUUUGAUUAUUUCAAUAAAUAAUUUUCCAGUUGCUGCAACUUCAGAAAAAUGAUAACCACAUACAACAAACUUUAUUCAAAAUGAUGGUUGGC
Molecule: messenger RNA, 2927 nt
Organism: Schistosoma guineensis
Lineage: Eukaryota; Metazoa; Platyhelminthes; Trematoda; Strigeidida; Schistosomatidae
Source: the annotation of a GenBank genome assembly